AUGUUCGCCGCGCGCGCGCUCGCACGCUUGGGAGCGAUCGCGUCGAGGGCGUCGGCGGGAGCGACGGCGACGACGAGCGCGUCGACGGCGGCACGCGCGAUCGAGGACGGCGCGGCGCCGAGCGCGAUCGCGUCGCUGACGCGAGCGUUGCGAACGAUCAAGUCGUUCGCCCCGGGGGCGACGAUCGGUAAGUUGAAACCCGAACCGCGCGGGAUGGAGGCGCCGAUGACGAGCUUCGAGGCGGGGGCGCGGCAGGAGGGAUGGGGGAGCGCGGGCGGAGGCGCGGCGCCGUGGACGCCGACGAGGGAGCUGAAGAAGAGAAAGAGUUACUUCAAACGGUGCGGGCACAUGAUGGAGACGCUGGAGCGUGAGCGAAUGAAAGAACUCGCGGCGGAGCGAGUGAUCGUACCGUUUCGACCGGGAGACGUGGUGAAACUCACGCUGGAGGUGCCGGAGAACAUGAGGAAGACGCAGACCUUCACGGGGAUCUGCAUAGCGAAGAGGCACCGUGGGAUGGGAUCGAGCUUCACGUUGCGAUCCGCGGUGGGUAAUCUCGUGGUCGAGAGAACGUUUCCUCUAUUCACGCCAAACAUCAAGGGGAUGGAGAUCUUGGAGCGAAGGAAAGUGCGACGCGCAAAGCUCUAUUACCUCCGAGACAAACCGCUCAGGUACUCUCGACCUUAG
Molecule: messenger RNA, 684 nt
Organism: Ostreococcus tauri
Lineage: Eukaryota; Viridiplantae; Chlorophyta; Mamiellophyceae; Mamiellales; Bathycoccaceae
Product: Ribosomal protein L19
Exons: 1
Coding region: 1-684 (227 amino acids)
Biological process (GO): translation
Cellular component (GO): ribosome
Molecular function (GO): structural constituent of ribosome
Source: RefSeq, a predicted model, not a curated record